Molecule: messenger RNA, 1131 nt
Organism: Ochotona princeps (American pika)
Lineage: Eukaryota; Metazoa; Chordata; Mammalia; Lagomorpha; Ochotonidae
Gene: NUDT4
Product: nudix hydrolase 4
Exons: 5
Coding region: 304-849 (181 amino acids)
Biological process (GO): diadenosine hexaphosphate catabolic process; adenosine 5'-(hexahydrogen pentaphosphate) catabolic process; diphosphoinositol polyphosphate metabolic process
Cellular component (GO): nucleus; cytoplasm
Molecular function (GO): bis(5'-adenosyl)-pentaphosphatase activity; endopolyphosphatase activity; bis(5'-adenosyl)-hexaphosphatase activity
Source: RefSeq, a predicted model, not a curated record
GGCGGCGGCGGGAAGGAGUGGAGGCGAGCGGACGGCGAGGCUCCAUGGAGAGCGGCAGACGCCCGGGCAGAGGCGGCGCUUCCCUCCCGGCCCCUGGACUGCAGUGACUGGCGCUCACCUCCCGCGUCGAGUCGAAACGGCCGAGCCGCGGGCUCCGGGACGGACCGGCCUGUCAGCGCGCCCCGGCGUCUCCGCGCCCCGAUCCAGUCUCGGCCCUAACUCCCUGGCGGGGUGGCGGCGGCCAGGUCCCCGCGGCGGCGGCCGGAGCAGCAGCAGCAGCAGCAGCAGCAGAAUCGCGCCUCUAUGAUGAAGUUCAAGCCCAACCAGACGCGGACCUAUGACCGCGAGGGUUUCAAGAAGCGGGCGGCGUGCCUGUGCUUCCGGAGCGAGCAGGAGGACGAGGUGCUGUUGGUGAGCAGCAGUCGGUACCCGGACCAGUGGAUUGUGCCGGGAGGAGGGAUGGAGCCAGAGGAGGAGCCUGGCGGCGCCGCCGUAAGGGAGGUAUAUGAGGAGGCUGGAGUCAAAGGAAAAUUAGGCAGACUCCUGGGCGUAUUUGAGCAGAACCAAGACCGGAAGCACAGAACGUAUGUGUAUGUUCUUACAGUCACUGAAAUACUAGAAGACUGGGAAGAUUCUGUUAAUAUAGGAAGAAAAAGAGAGUGGUUCAAGGUAGAAGAUGCAAUCAAAGUUCUCCAGUGUCAUAAACCAGUUCAUGCAGAAUAUCUGGAAAAACUGAAGCUGGGCUGUUCUCCGUCCAAUGGAAAUUCCACAGUCCCUUCCCUUCCAGAUAAUAAUACCUUGUUUGUAAAUGCUGCACAGACCCCCGGGGUUCCUUCUGGUCUAAGAUAAAGAAAACUAGCCAGACCUCUCCCUCCACGUGCAGUCUUACGGGGAGAAGCUUCGUUUUUUCCUUGGCAGACAUCUGAAUGACGCUUGCAAACUGUCUGAAUUUGCCAUACAGGGUUUUCAAACAAUUUGCAUGUUUUUCAGAUGCUUAAGAUAUUUUUUUUUAAAGAGAUAGUGUAAAAUAUUUUAAUAAGCCAAAGCCAUGCGGGAAUUUGUUUAGAUGCCUUAACUAUGCCCUACCCCCAUGUUAAGUUCUUUUGUCCAUUUGACACAUAACUGGUUUAU